UAGCUGUUCACUCAACUACAAGUGCAUCAGCCACAAAGUCAACUCAACCUUCUCCAAAUUUCAGUUUGGUAACCCUUUCUAUCAAAACCCUAAUGAGAACCUUUCUCAAUCUAUCGUGUCUGAAGUGUUAGAUGGUAAUAACAAUCAAAUGUGGGCUAGAUCUAUUCACAUAGCUCUCAAAAUCAAGUACAAGCUUGGGUUCAUUGGUGGUUCUAUUCAAAUCUCAGAUCCUAGGACAGAUCCAAAUGGGUAUAGAGCAUGGGAUGCUUGCAAUAUUAUUGUUCUCUAUUGGAUAAUCAAUUCUCUUUAUAAGGAUAUCAAACGGAGUGUUCAAAAUCAUGAAGUAGCACAUAAUUUGUGGGAAGAUUUGAGAGACAGGUUUGGUCAAGCUAAUGCUGUGAAAUUGACUAACCUAGAACAUUAAUCAAGGAAACAUGACCAUAAAUCAGUAUUAUACAUUGAUGAAGAGGUUAUGGGAAGAUUAUUCAAAGUUCAUCCCAAUAGUUCCAUGUAUCUGUGCUCUAGGACAAAUUCUGCCCUGUCUAGCUGUGGAAGCCUUUAAGGCAAAACAAGAGACAGAUUACCUUGUGAGGUUUGUGAAAGGAGUAAACCUUGCAUAUGAUGUAGUCAAGACACAUCUCUUGAUGAUGAAGUCCCUUCCAACUGUUGUGGUAGCAUAUGGAGAUUUACUUCAACAUGGGCAUAAGCUCAAGUCUGAUAAAGGAAGAAACACACAGUCAGUAGCUCUUGCAUCAUAUGGAAGGCAAACAAACCAAGGCAAGGGUAACAAUGCUGGGAGACAAGUACCAAAACAAGGUAGUGCAAAAGGAGGUGACACGGGACUGUUUUGCAGAUACUGCAAAACAACAUAUCACAACUUUGCAGAUUGUUGGAAGUUGAAGAGGAAGAACAAGGAACUAAUGUUGGAGCUCGUUUUGCUAAGUAGUGAAUGAAUCAAAGGAUGGUGUUGUUGAGACACAAUCCAGCAGUGGGAUUGGGAGUGGCAGUUCUGGAGGAAGUGGCAGCAAUUCAAGCAAUAUGGUGAAUCUUCAACACACUGGUGAUGAAAUGAGUCGACUCAGGUUUCUGCUUCAGGUAGUGACCACUAGCUCUUACCUUCUCCAUCACCACCACAUUCUCCAAAUAUUUGUCAUGCAACUUUCUCAGUAGCAUAGCAGAUGCAACAAUUCCCAAAUUCAGCUGGUAAAUAUGUACUAACUUCGUAUAUUCAUUGCCAUUCAGCCUCCCUUGUUCAAACAUGAAUUUUUAGACACAGGUGCCUCAGACUACAUUGUUUGUUUUAAAAAUUUCUUUACCACUUGCAAACCAAUUCAUGGAUUGUCAGUUUUCUUACCAAACAGUAGCAAGGUGUCAGUUACUCACAUUGGAUCAGUUAAGCUUGUAACAUCCUUACACUCUUAAGCAUAAUUAUUUCAUCAUGACGUUACUGGUGCUCGGGUAAAAAUAUCGUCCCUUAUCCGAAACAUGGGGAAAUUAUGGCAAUAUAAGGGGAGCUAGUGGUUAGCUAAAUUAAGUAUGUGGGUUGGUGGUGUUAGUGAUAUGGUAGGAGAACUAGAUUGUUAGAAAUAAGAAGGUAGUUGGACUUAAGUGAGAAGUAUGGAAGUUGAGGGACUAAGUAGCAAUUGGGAUGGCACAUGUUAGAGAAAGAUUGGAGGGAGGGAGAGUUCUAGAAUAUGGGAGGGGUGCAAAAAAUUUGCCCCCUCUCACCAUUUCGUUCCUGUCUUUUCCUUUCUUCUUCUUCUUUCUUCUCCCCAAACCAUUCAUCAUUUAUUCCCUCCACCACCUUCCAUUACCAAAAAUCUGAAAGCUAGGGUGAAGACAAGGUUGGGAGACUAGGAACAUGAGUAAGGACCAUUCAAGGGUAAGAAUUAUCAUUCUCUCCUUCUUCCUCAAGUUUAAGAUAUACUAAUUCUAGAGUUAGGAAUGUUGAUGUAAGUGUAAUCAAGGAGCUAAGGCUCCGGAAAAUUAUGAUUGCUUCACAUAAUAAGUAUGUUAGUGAUCAAAGGAAAAAGGUAGAUGUUUAGAACUCAAAGUGGUGUUGUUGACAAAAACCUGGUUUUGAGUGGUUGAUGGGGUUAUGUUUAAGAGUGGAAUCAAAGAGAUAAAAUGAUUGAAUCUUAGGAAUAUCUAUAUCUAUCUAUCUAUUCUAUAAAAUAUUUUUUGGCAA
Molecule: messenger RNA, 2188 nt
Organism: Linum trigynum
Lineage: Eukaryota; Viridiplantae; Streptophyta; Magnoliopsida; Malpighiales; Linaceae
Source: the annotation of a GenBank genome assembly